Gongylonema pulchrum is the source of this 405-nucleotide messenger RNA. The record is from the annotation of a GenBank genome assembly. Lineage: Eukaryota; Metazoa; Nematoda; Chromadorea; Rhabditida; Gongylonematidae.
AUGCUGGAUAAGGUGCUGCGUGAAGUGAAGUGGUGGGGCGAGACAUUCGUCGGCUUGGCAAAGGUGAUCGCCAGUCCGAAUGCGCCCGUUCCGCCGGCCGACAUCCAUCCGCGUCAACCUGCCAUGCCGUGCACUCCUGCAGAAGCGUUUCGAGCGUUCCCAUUCCGAUGGUGGUGGAAGUUAUGCCCAAUGAAUAGAAACUUCAUCAUCUGGAUGUCAAUACUUAUUCCAAUCUAUAUAGUCAAAUUUCCUCCACAAGUAUGGCAAGCGAUGAUGGUGCAUCGGAUCCCUGAGCAUAUGUCAUUACAUAAUCGACGAGGAAAAGCGCAGCGCAAGCAGGAUGAGCUGUAUUUCAAGAAAUAUGAUCCACUGAGGGAAGAAACUCCAGUGGGAGCUCGAAAGUGA